AACGUGAACCAAGAAAAGAAACGGUACAAGUGACAUGAUGGCGCGAACUUCCUCUAUUCCAGCGAGACGGACAUGUAGGCUCGUUCUUGUCGGAUAAUGCGAUAGUUCGCCUCCGGAUCAGAUUCACCCGUGAGGAUGCAGGAGGCCAUUGCCCGGUUCUGCGUGGUGGUGGCGGCGGCCAUUCUCAACCACCCCUUACUGUUCCCUGAGAACAGCACGGUGCCGGCCCCAGACCAGGAGGACGACCUCCUGGCCCGCAUGAAGGAACACCAGGAGCGUCUGGAGGCUGAGCAGGCUCAGCUAGAGAAAGAGCUCUUCACGGAGGAGGACACAGACAUUGUGCCGGACUACUUCUGGUACUUCUGGAGUACCUUUUCCUUCAUCGUCUUCUUCACCAUCGAAAUGUGCAGACAGAAAUCAAGUCAAGUGGGAUACCAGAGCUCAGACACUGGGCAAAGUGAAGAUGAGGAGGUCUGGUUCGGUGGUGGAGGUACCACCAGCACAGGAUUGGCUUUAGAGAAGGGUGCUCUUGUGAACUUCUGUGAAACGUGUUUCCAUGGGGUGACCCACGAGAGCCGCAGGGUACGCGAGUUCGUGGAAGGCUUCGCUGAUGACCUGCUAGAAGCUAUGAGAAGUGUAGGGGACCGCGAUGCCGACAUGGAAGUGGAGGACUUUGUCGGGGUGGGGAGCGUAUUUGAGAGCUGGGCCGUGUGCAAGCCCUUUACGUGCGACCUCAUCGUGCCGUUCUCCCCGCCUGAGCCCUACUGCUACCAGUUCCAGGUGUGGUGCGGCCCGUCGGGCGACUUGACGCCAGACUUGUGGCAGGGCUGUGGCCAGAUCCGCCUGACCACAUUGGGCCAGGGCUGCACCAACUGCCAGUGUGGGUCCGCUGCCAGUCCUAACGAAGACAUGCUGUGCCUGGUCCACAGUAGCAGGGCCGGUGCAGAUCCCUCCAAAGAAGACGACCACAGCCUUGAGGAGCUUCUCUGCUCCAAAGGUGCAGACGUUCUGUCCAAAGACCAGGUCAUGAAGUGGUUCCAGAUCUCUGUGACCAAAGCGUGGGCUCGCAUCUCGCACAAGUACGAAUUCGAGCUCACCUUCCGGAACCUUGACUCCCCAGGUGCCCUGAAGAUCCGCCUCAGGUCUGGCAAGGUGGUUCUUCUCAACUUGACCCCGGUGGUGCAGCUGGAGGACACAGACGCCUACUUGAUCUCACAAUUCCCCACAGACGACAGUGGUGAGAGCUCCUCCUCCGACACGCACUGGCUCCUUUCCCUCUCCGUGUACGAAAGAAACCUGCUCAGGCACCUAGCCAAGAGCCUUCCUGACAAUUCUUGCCACAUUCGAUGUCUGCAGAUUGCUUCGUUCCUCCACAAAAAGCAGACUGCCCUGACCGGAAGAUGUGGCCUCACUAACUAUCACCUCAAAACUGCACUGCUUCACUUGUUGCUUGCUAAACGUCCUUCUGAAUGGGGACCACAAAACCUAGACCAAAGACUUGAAGAACUUGUUGGUUUCCUUCAGAAAAGCAUUCGGGAAAAGAGGCUCUGUCAUGUCAUCAUCGGCAACUCUUUGCUUCCAGAAGAAAUCAGAGUUCCUGAAAUGUUCCGGUUGGCAGAGGCGGUCAAUCUGUUCCGACCGCUGGUUCUGCAGAGGCAGCUUCAUGCUGCUGUCAUGGUACAUGUCCAAGAGAUGGUCCGGAAUGCUCCGGUCUUGAUUCAGGAAUACACAACUCGUAUUCCCAAUGGAGAUGUUUUCCAUGGGUCACCACGUUCAGGUCUACGUUCAUAGUGUAUGUCGCUCAAAGCACAAAGGUCAGCGUUUCCCAUGACAGAAACUGAAGAGACUCUUGGCAUGAAGCAAGUUUUUUUGUGUGUGGGAUUUUUUUUUUUUUAAACGCAGCUAUUAUGAUUGCAGCAACUAAGAUGAAGAAAACAAUUGUCCUUAUUUUUUUCUCAUUGUCUUUCUGAAUACGGAUCAUAGUUGGUUCUGUUGAACAGGACAGUUAUGUCAUUGCACACGUUACAACUACAAGUACACUGCGUUUCCCAAGCUUUCAGCAUGGUCUGUAAACACUGACGUGUCAGUGUCUGUAAAUUAUGUUGCAUUCCUUUAUUCAGGUCAAUGUCUGUAAAUUAUGUUGCAUUCCUUGUGGAAUAAGCGGUUUCCACUGUCAUCACUUGAAGUUACUCAAUUCAUUCCUCAGAACAAUAUGCCAAUGGUACUGUGUUGCAUCAACAGAUUCCCCUUUUCCUGGGAACCUUGACAUUGGAUAUAAUGUUAAAAAAUACUAGUCCAUGAUGUACACAAUAAUGAUAUCCAGAAUAGAAUUCUCGCGAGCCAAAUGUUCUGUAUCUCUGCUCUACAGAAAUGCAAUGUUACUUUUACUACAGAAUGUGUCUUCAAGUCCUGAGAGCUUUUAAAAGUUUACUUGUUUACUCAGUUCUAUCAAUCUGAAGUGUAAUUCAAUAAUGAAUCAAACAUGUUGGGACACUGCACGCCAUUUUAGAAGACAGAGAGAUGUAAUUUAAAAAAAUACUUAAAGGGAUGUAGGUAGCUGAAGCACUUGAUCAAACUUUCUCCAAAGUGUUUAGAUGACGUACGUCACUUCCACUUCACAUUAAUGGUAAACUGUAACCUCUAGACAUAUUCUUACUGUAACUCCAAGUACUAUACAACUACAUGUUCUUAUAGAGGAAACUCACAUGUUACAUUUCAAAGCUCUUACCAAAAAAUGGAACUGCACGUAGGCCUACUGCGAUGUGACCUUGAUUUAGUGUCAUCACCACCAACAUUCACAGCUUUUAAUGUUGACGCUAUUUCAAACAACACAUACUGUAUCUGUCACAGUGUGUAUGUGCCGAGAUGGGCAUAUGACUGCUCAGUAGGCCUUUCCCUGACAAUUCCUGUGUUAAAGCAUGCCUUUUUCAGACACUUUCGGGUAGAGUGAUCUUGAAGAGAGCUGGGAGGAAGAUUUUUUUUGUCAUGUUCAUGUUCAUGUUCAAAAAACAUGAAAUGACCUUGCUGCUUGAGUAUAUACAAGAAGAAUUCUGAUUUUGGCGUCAAAUCUGUCUGCUAUGCACACUUUGUAAUAGUGUACUAAGUGUACUAUGUUGUGUUCAGUUUGUUCUUUUUUCCCCUAAGAUGUUAAAAAUGUAUUACGGUAUACAAUAACGAAAGUAUUUAUAUUGAAAUGUAACAUGUUUUGUUUACAUGAAUAAAUG
Engraulis encrasicolus (European anchovy) is the source of this 3224-nucleotide messenger RNA. It is a transcript of the gene itprip, whose product is annotated as inositol 1,4,5-trisphosphate receptor interacting protein. Lineage: Eukaryota; Metazoa; Chordata; Actinopteri; Clupeiformes; Engraulidae. The transcript has 2 exons. The coding region runs from base 136 to 1791 and encodes 551 amino acids. The record is from RefSeq and is a predicted model, not a curated record. Gene Ontology annotation, cellular component: membrane.